GUACAUUGACAAGAAGUGAGAACACACUGGUGAGCUCAGCAAUAGCAAACAAGCCGGUAGACCUGAGAAGACCACUGUAGUGGAUUACUUUCAAUUUUGAAGAAAACCCCUUUUCAACUGUCAAACUGAUCAAGAAGACUCUUCAGGAUAUAGGCAUAUGUGUCAAAGACUAAAAUAAAAAGAACUGAACCAGCAUAUCCUCAGUGGGUUCAUUGCAAGACAAAUUACUAGUAAGCAUCAAGAACAGAAUGGCCAGGUUAGUACUUAUAGGAACUGCUCAUGAUCCAAAGCACUAAGGCUGAGUGGCAGCUUCAAACUGGCACAUGCUUUAAAAUGUCACAGCAUGCAUCAAAUAGGAAAAAAACAUCUUUCUCAAAAUGUCUGUAUUCCACUGUGGGAAAUUUUCUGAGAAGCGAUUCCAUGCCGUUGACAUCUGCAUAAAGAUUUAAGCUCCUGCGAUCCAUCUGUGUCGCCCGUGGCAAGCUGCUUUGGAGAAAUGCUCUCUGAUCCCCAUGUCCAGGUCAGCACAGACAGGAUAUAGAUCGAACGGAGCCAGCAAAUCAGGAAAACAGGGACAGCAGCCUGCGGAUGGAGAAUGCUCAGUGUGUACCGUGUAGAAUGCGAGUUCUAAUGCAGAAUAUUGCUUGAUUUGGUUUAUUCAGCAUUUGACCGUGCUUUAAACAAUGCCUUUGUGACAGUGGUUUGAUGUGAUAUUGUACCAAGGAGGACUGCAUCUGGUGUUGUGUAUGUGUGUCAGUGUGCUACCUUUUUGUUCCCUGAGACAAAGCUCUAGAAGUGAGAGUCUCCCGUGGAUAAAGGCAUGCACAUCUGCUUGUGUCGUUAAAGACGCCUGAGCAGGAUGGAGGCUCAGAUUCGUUUCACUUAACAACUCAGAAACAAGACCCCCUGUGUCACGUGGGUGAGGCUGAAAUCCCUCUGGAGAGCCUUGCAGGUUUCAGGUUUCCUGUACAGUGUUCACUGAGGUAAAAAUGCCAAAACCUUAACAUGUGAGAAAGAUUUUAACAGUGUUUUCUUCAGCGGCUCUACAUCAGGUGAAACUGGGCCCCAUCCUUUCGGUCAGAUGAGAAAAUUAUUUGAGGAAAUGGUUCACAUUCACUGUCCUCAUAGACACUGGAAGAGGAGGUUGUUCUCAUUGACAAUUUUCCUCCUGUGAAAACAUUCUUUUAUUUUGGGUCAUUUUAUAUCUAUUUCAGCUUGAGUAUAGGUUAUACUUCUGAAACAAAAUACAUCAGUUGCCUGACUGCUUCUGUGACUUAAAAGGAAAUUCUUGAACAAUCAACAAAAAUAAUUUUAUUUGAUUUAUUUUGAAUAGAACUGACCAGUUUUGUAUGUCCAUAUGUUUUAUACUUGCAAUAUUGUUCAGGUUAUGACAUUUAAUCUGUGUCAUGUUGAAUAACAAAGCAAUGCAAAACAGAAAUAUAUUUUUUGCUUCAACAGCACUCUUAAAUACGAAAGGGGGGAAAUGUUGAGUUGCAAGUCGCACACAAUGUCAACUGAACAAAAAUGCAUCUGUUGAAGCCAUUUCACAACAUCUGGUAAAAGAAACAUAAAUAUGAUCUAUGAGUCUAGGGAAGCAGUUCAUAUGAUUACAUUAACAUGCAUCUAGACCGUAUGGAGCAGUUCAAGAGAGCUGUUCUAAAUUCUGUUUCUUGGAGUAGUUGGCUCAUUUGCAUUGCAAAUGUACACAUUUGUUAUCGCUGGGGAAUUGUUUGAUGCACAAAGCAAUGAGAAGAUCUCUUUCAAAUUGCAUGAAGAGAGGCGAAUGAAGAUUAUGAAUGUUUGAUGCUGUUAUUUCAAUUCUCAUUAUGACGCCCUCAAGUUAUGGUGCAAAAUGAAAUUACGUUGUAUGUUUCCUCUUAUUUUAAAAUUACUUUUAAAGUUUCAUAUUCCUCCAUCACCAUGUUUUGUAACCAAUUGCACUUUGAGGUUGUGUGAGGUGUAGUGGUUAGAACUGUGCAUGUUGGACCAUAGGGGUUGAUAUUUGAAUAUUUCUGAAUAUUUACUUAACUGCUACUGUACACUGCUUAAGUUAAGUUUAAUUGUAAAAUUGUAUGCUAAGAUAAAGGUGUCUACAAAGAAACUAAAAGUGUAAUAAUUCAGGAAAUGACGGCACAGUAAUUUGGCAUAAUAGUUGUCACUUUUGUGAUUUUUUACCUGAUAUUUUUGUUACUAAGGGAGCGAAGAUAUGUUUACCUCAUGCCAUUUUUGUUUUUACUGCAAGGUGGCAGUUUUAGUGUACUGCCUUUAUAUCAUGCUAGUUUACACAGAUGGGUAAACAUAACAGGAACUUGACAGCUGACCUUUGACAUCUCGUUGGACCCCAGAGACUUGAGUGUUUUAACAGUCAACUUAUCACUGUUUGUGCUGCUUCAUAUUAGCAGAAAUAUAUCACCAAAUACAGCGUUUUGUAGUGACCUGUCUGCGGAGGAAACAGCGAGCUGAGUUACAGAUCUCCACAUGUGCGUAAUUCAUUUUCUCCCCCUCUUGGCCUCUCGGUAGCUGGGUAGCUGCAGCUGUUGUACCUGGAGCUCUGUGAGUUCCACAUAUCACCAGUGGGGGCACCAGAGAGGCAAACCUGUGACAGUGUUUCUGAGUGGGGCUACAGUAGAGUUCAGCUUUGGUGUGCUCCAGUUCCUCCUGCCUACUCUCUGAAGAAGAUGGUGCUGUUUUUCUGCUCUCUUGGCCCGUUGAGGACGGGGCUCCUGCUGGCCUCCGUUGGUCUUUUCGUGAGCGUCUGUGAGGGCCGUUCAGAGGCGUCCCGUGGGGUGGUCAUCCCCUUCGUGUUUGACCCCAAAGCAAUAUGCGACCCGCCAUGCAAGCACGCAGGAAUCUGCAUCCGAAACAACACCUGUUUCUGCUCCAAGGGCUAUGAGGGAGAGCUCUGCCAGUAUGCUGACUGUUAUCCCAAGUGUAAGAAUGGAGGGGAGUGCCUUCGUCCUGGGAAAUGUAGAUGUCCUCCAGGAUUUGGAGGAAAAUAUUGUCAUAAAGUGGUCUGUGAUGGGGGUUGCUGGAAUGGAGGAGACUGCACUGCAGUGAAUGGAGUAGUGAAAUGCCUCUGUCCCUCCAGCUGGACUGGGUCUAAAUGUCAAGAAGCGAUUUGUCCCCAGGGCUGCAGGAACGGGGGUAGCUGUGUGGCCCCAGGAAUCUGCAGCUGUCUUGAGGGCUGGCUGGGCGGGGCUUGCCACACCGCUGUCUGUAAGCGUCCAUGUCUGAAUGGGGGGAAGUGCAUUUCCCCUGAUGUGUGCAGAUGUCACCCCCACUUCUCUGGACCACGAUGUGAGGAAAAGAAGAAGGCUUUCUACAACCGGGGGUAACAAAGUGCCUUAUACUCCAGAACUACAGGAGAACAAGGGGAAAAUAACUCACUUUUAUCUGUAAACCUAACGAUUUUAAACAAUGGUGCUAUAGGUAAACUGUUUGCUAUUUAAAUGUUGGUAUGAAUUUAUUGUAUGAAUCACUGAACUGUAAUUUGGGACAAAAAUGUCCUGAUAUUUGAAAACAUUUUAUUCUGUCUAUACCAAUUAUUAAAAAA
Anguilla anguilla (European eel) is the source of this 3553-nucleotide messenger RNA. It is a transcript of the gene seraf, whose product is annotated as von Willebrand factor D and EGF domains. Lineage: Eukaryota; Metazoa; Chordata; Actinopteri; Anguilliformes; Anguillidae. The record is from RefSeq and is a predicted model, not a curated record. The coding region runs from base 2679 to 3335 and encodes 218 amino acids. Gene Ontology annotation, cellular component: cell surface; extracellular region. The transcript is spliced from 5 exons. Gene Ontology annotation, molecular function: signaling receptor binding. Gene Ontology annotation, biological process: anatomical structure development.